This is a messenger RNA of Meloidogyne enterolobii, 442 nucleotides long. NCBI's taxonomy places the organism in Eukaryota, Metazoa, Nematoda, Chromadorea, Rhabditida, Meloidogynidae. The record is from the annotation of a GenBank genome assembly.
UUUAAAAAUAUAUUAAAAUCAUUUCCGGUCUCUAUUGCGUAUAACAACAUUUUAAAUUCUUUUUUCUUCUUAAAAAAUUUUUUUAAUCUUUAUUUUUUAAGCUUAAUCUUAUUUUCCUUAAGUUUUAAUAAUUUUAUAGACAGACAUUUUUAAUAUUUUAAUCCCCCAAAUUCCUCUAAAUUUCCCCUCAUUUUAUUGGCCAUUAAAAUGCUUUUUUAAAAGGAACUUAAAAAAUAUUUCUUUUUUUCCUUCCAGCUUAAUGUCCUUUUUUCCCAAAAAAUUAUUAUUUUUUAAAUUAAAAGCCAUUUUAUCCCACGCAUUUUUCUUUCCAAUUCUUUCCAAAUUUGUUUUUAAAAACACCCUUCCACCUCCCUUUCAUUUGUUUUUUUUCUGUCCAAAUCUGAGGGGAAAUGUUUUAUUACAAAUCUUAGUUUUCCCUUAG